AUGCGCCUCCUCCCCGCCCUCCUCGUCUCCGCGGCCGUUGCGGCCGCCUCCCCAGCCUACCUCGUUGGCAGCGCUGUCGAGCGCGCCCUCGCCGCCCGCCAGGCUGCGGGGACCACCACCAACGGCGCGUUUGACCUAGGCCUGAUCCCGGCCAUUUGCGACACGCCGUGCGCGACGUACAAGGAGAUCUUUGGCACCUGCCCCGGCGACCCGUCGAACGCUGUCUGCGCCAAGGCGUGCAACCAAUCCGUUCACAACGAGUUCAUCGUCUGCACCUCGUGCCUCGUCAACGACGGCCCCGCUGCUGGCAUGGCUCAGCACGAAAUCGACAUCCUCAACAUUGCCCAGCAGCAGCUCGUGCAGCAGUGCAUCGACAUGGGCACCCCUCAGUCCUUCGCCGGCACUGUCCAGCUCCCGUCGACCGUCGCGUACCCGUCGGGUAUCGUCAACGCAACCUACUCGGUGUCGCAGGUCUCGUCGGCCCCCCAGUCGACGCCUCCUCCGUCCGCCUCUGCGCCCGCCGCCGCUUCGUCGACGCCCGCCAACAGUGCCGGCAUCAUGCGCCCUGCUGCGGCCGUUGGCGCAGUCGUUGCUGCUGCCGCCCUUGUCGCGUUCUAA
This is a messenger RNA of Cutaneotrichosporon cavernicola, 618 nucleotides long. RefSeq lists its product as uncharacterized. The record is from RefSeq and is a predicted model, not a curated record. Lineage: Eukaryota; Fungi; Basidiomycota; Tremellomycetes; Trichosporonales; Trichosporonaceae. The coding region runs from base 1 to 618 and encodes 205 amino acids. The transcript has 4 exons.